Molecule: messenger RNA, 1601 nt
Organism: Cotesia glomerata
Lineage: Eukaryota; Metazoa; Arthropoda; Insecta; Hymenoptera; Braconidae
Product: odorant receptor 4-like
Exons: 9
Coding region: 347-1522 (391 amino acids)
Biological process (GO): detection of chemical stimulus involved in sensory perception of smell; sensory perception of smell
Cellular component (GO): plasma membrane
Molecular function (GO): olfactory receptor activity; odorant binding
Source: RefSeq, a predicted model, not a curated record
AUUGUUCCAAAAAGGUAAGCGAACAAAGUUGCAGACAAAAGUCAAAGCAGACAAAUGUUAAAACUAUUAUUGAGACUUGACAAAAAUGAACAGAAUAAAAUCCCAACCAAAAAAGGCAAUCCAAGAACCUGCUAGUUAGCCAUUGCAUGUCUUUUGAUUAGCAAUCCCUUUGAUGUCAAUCACGAAACGUCCAUAAAUUUCUAGUUAACGACAGCUGCAGUAUUAAAAAUUAAAACGGUACUUGGAACAAGCAUGGACAAUAUGGACGUCAAUAAGUUCAAACUGAAUUUUAAAUCAAGUUACCCAUUGUUAGUGUCAUGCUAUCGUUGACAUUUCAAUUGCAACAAUGGAUAUCUUACAGAAUCGUCAUUUUACAAACUACAAGUUUAUAUUCACCUGCUACGGACAGUGGCCAUAUCAGCCGCGUUUCCAAAAAAACUGCCUGAGGUUUCUCAUCACCAUGAGUGUUUUGAGUAUUUUGACGCCUAAAACAAUUCGGUUCAUUAAAUAUUUUGGAAACAUCGACGGUAUGAUUCAAUGUAUUCCCAUGAUUGGUGUUCACUUAUUGGGACUUGUCAAAUAUUACAAUUAUACUUUUAAUUACAGAUCAAUCAGACGCUUGUUUUCGUUGAUCGAACGCGACGGAGAAGCUUUAAAGAACGAAGAAGACAAGCAAAUAAUGGAAAGAUGGCUGGCUCGCGUAAGAAAAAUUACAACUGCUUAUACAGCGGCCAUGUUUCCAAUCCUGGGUCUGUUUUUGGCGUCGCCGGCCAUUCCUAAAGUUUUGGACUUCAUCAAACCAUUAAACGAAACUCGCGCUCUGAUUUAUUUAUACGAAACCGAGUAUUUUGUGGACCAAGACGAGUAUUAUGUGCCGAUUCUCAUUCACACUUACAUGACUGUUCCCUUGUCAGUUGGCAGCAUUGUUUUUUUUGACAACAUGCUCGGGACUUUCAUUCAUCACGCGUGCGCAAUGCUGGAAAUUCUCAGCAAUUAUUUACAAAGGAUACAUUUAGACAGUAAAAUUAAGAGAAUUGAUGAUCCUGUAAGGCUGGAUAGAAUACGGAAAAAUAUUAUUCGCUGUGUUCAUAUGCAUCAAAAUAGUUUGGAGUUUACUACAGAGUUAGAAUCGUCGAUAAAUAUUGCAUGGCUCAUUGUUUUAGGGUUCAAUUUAUUGAUACUUACUGUUACAGGUAUGACGACAGUUAUAAAAAUAGAUCAACCUGACGAAGCAAUAAAAUUCAGCGCGUUCACAAUGGGUGCCCUUUUCCACCUGUUUUAUAACAGUUUCCAAGGACAAAUACUGAUUACACAAAGUGAAAAAAUUUUUUAUUCUAUAUACACAUCUCAAUGGUACACUCUACCUUGUUAUCAUCAGAGACUUCUCAGUACAAUGAUAGUAAGAAGCCACUCCCCGGCCGUAAUCACUGCGGGAAAGUUGUAUAUUUUAUCCAUGGAUACGUUCAGCAUCGUACUGAAAAAUGCGAUGUCUUUCUUCACUUUAUUAUCAUCAGUGCGCUAAAAUUUAGGCGCAAUUUGCUUCAAUUUGCUUCAAUGGAGAAACAUACAAAAUUGACGACGGCGUUGAUUAAAAAUUAAUU